Messenger RNA from Cylindrotheca closterium, 1275 nucleotides. Lineage: Eukaryota; Bacillariophyta; Bacillariophyceae; Bacillariales; Bacillariaceae. The record is from the annotation of a GenBank genome assembly.
AUGUUGGAAGGCAAUUAUGCAGGCAUUUCCGACGAAAGUCACGCAGCAAUGCUUGGACGUGUCGAAGCGUCUAUCAUGGGCGAGAGCGCUCUGAUUGAUCGUGAAACUGGCCGAGUCUACUGGGAAGGAGGCUCUGGAUCCACUACGUUGUUUGAAAGCUUUGGACCAAAGAUGGAUCAAUAUGGAUUGGAUCAUGCACAGACAGCUUUAUUCACAGGAUUGAUUACUCUUGCUUUUUUGGGUGUCCUUGCUGGAUGGAUGCGCCAGUUGCUGGAUCAGUGGGCCCUGAAUACCAAUACUCAAUCUGCUCCAAUGAAUUUGAUGUUUCGAAUUGUCACGUGGACUAUUUUGCGGCUCCCACGCAUUGAAAACCGAUGGCUUGUGAUCGCUUCUAUUGCCCUCUACCUGAUAGAGUCUUACUGUUGUGGUACGCGAUAUUACUUGGCAAACGCAUUGUCCAGUCAAGAAGAGCUGGAAGAGUACAUCAAUCAACUCCGAAUCGAAAAUCCUGUGGUGACCUGGAAUGUGAGCUCGUUUCACUUUGAAAAACGCAAGAUCUUUGCUCUAUCUGAUUUCUUGCGGUCAUUGAAAAGAAAACUGAGCUGGCAGGCAGAUGCUGUUGACAUGGUUCUCGCGCAUAAGAACCGCAAGUCCAUGUUUCCAUUCACCAAGAAGGUUGUAACGCAUCGGGCAACCGCAACUUAUCAAUAUAACGGCUGUCUCGACAGUACCAUGGCAGGCAUUUGGCGACGUGCGAGAAUCAUGUCGACGAAUAAUGCUCCCUUUGCCAAAAUUGCCCUCACAGUCCUAUUAGUGCUCGCAGACAAGAAAUCAAGAGAAGAUUACUUUAGACAACAAUCAGAUUUCGUGAGUGAACAUGGUAGAGGGGAUGAAUUUACAGAGUUUGCAACUCAAAUACAAGUCAAGGGUUGCAAACCUUGUAUUUUGGCGGUUCGUCCAGUUGAUGGAGUAAUGUCGACAAGAUUAUUCCGGUUGCAAUCAUUCUGGUUCUGUACUUUCCUUGGCCUUACACUACCAUACAGAAUUUGGUUCAAGCGUCGAUGUGAUUUCUUGCGGUUAACGAUUGUCAAGGAAACUUCUUCCUAUACUAAACCUGGGUCAUCGAGUAGAGGUUGGUUUUCGAAAACCCAACCAGCAAAGUCACAUUUUCAGUCCUUCAUGCAACGACAAUCGCUGUAUACGUCAGGGGUGGCGUUGAAGGAAAUUGAUUCAGUAGAGACAACAGCACGUCCAGAAGACAAUGAAGAAGAUUGA